AAACCCCAAGCCAGGUCACUCAGCACAUCACCUUUGUGGUGAGAAAAUGCUAUGACCAUACGUUAUACAUGACAUAACUGAGGUAGCAGAUGGUGUCAUGGUGUUCUGCAGUCAGUUGUUCUCCAGCAUGCCUUACCUUUCUGUGACUGCACAGCCUGUCACAUCUUAUUGUUGAAAUACUCAUUACCAAAGAUUCUAGAACAGAGCUCUCUCUGUUCUAGAAUCUUUGCUCAUUACUAUGACCCAGUGGUGCAGAGGCAGUGGAGCCUGGUCUGACUUGGUGUAGUUGACAUGGUGUUGAUUCUCAGGGUUGGAGAGAGGCUAGAGUGUGUAGGCUUGGCUGUGCUGCUCUCGGCCUCUUGAACUGGCUCCAUCAAGGACCAUCAAUCUUCAGCGGUUGUCAGAUCCAGUCUCGCUGUAAGGAUUGAUGGUCAUGCAACAAUUAAGGUUUGUCUUUUUUUCUAGAGGCUUUAGCCACAGAUGGCUGUCAUCAGUAGCUUGAUCAUGCCGAGUUAUGAUCAGACAAGCUACUUAGGCAAAUCCUGAUUAAAGGAUAUUGUCAGUGUUUAAAAUAGUCGUAAUAAAUAAUAAGAUGAAGCUGUGUUAGAAAUGCACUUUCACAAGCGAGGAUAUUCAAGAAAAGGGGUUUAAAGAUGGAACAGUAUAAAGAGGGGCAGAUUAUCAGCAUGCUGCACAUCUGACCGCUGCAUCCAGCCAUCCAGAGGGCUGGCGCCGCCCCCAGGUGCCAAAACAGCUACUGGCCUCCUCACCUCAACUGAACCCAGGCAAGGCGACAGGCAUCUGAACACUGCGUUCAUGCAAUGCCAUGCGACUUCAAGUCCAUUCAAGUCAUUUGGUUAAUUAAUUUCUCUGCUUACCCAAUUCACAGUUUAUCAUUUGGUCAUCAUUUGGUCAUCGAAAUAUUUCAGAUUUAAGGUUUAAAAUACCAAAGGAGGUUAGGAAACUAGAAUGACGUAAUUAUGUCAGAAUAUUCUGAAUUAAUAAGGAGAAAAAAAAAGCUACUUGACGGAUGAUUAAAGUAAAGCACAUAUUUUUCUCAAUCUUCUGUCAUUAGAAAAUCAGUUAAUUGAAGCAGAUACAGCAGUCUUAGUUGUCUUGCCAGAUUAUGUAUUAUUUUACAAAGGGAAUAAAAACAUUAUGUGUUCAGAAACAAGUGAAUUAAAUUACUAAGCGAAUAAAUGAAUAAAGCAAAGCUGAGCAUAUGGCUUCACUGAAUUAGAAAAUCAGGGCUAUUCAAUUUCUGUGGGCAAUGUUUUGAUUAUAUUCUUGAUUAAUUUAACAAAUCACUGCAAUCUAUCUCCUCACCUGUUAUUCAAAAACCCAGAUGUGCUCUAAAUGAAUGCUGGGUCAGGAGACACUAAUCAGCCAGUGGAGGUCCCUUUCAUGUUGGGUUUAAUUAACGCUCCCUCAUGCCUAAUCAAAACACACCCUCUGCACUCAUGCAACUGAUGAUCCAUAAGCUGAAGCUUGCGGUAUUUUAAAAGCUGUUAUGAUAUACUGAGAAAUGAGAGGAGUUGAAGUGGAUCUUAUGCUAGAAGAGCUGUUGAAGUAACGGAACACUCAGAAGCCUGGUAAGUGCCCACUGUGUGUGCUGAAACAGUGAAACAACUUCAGCAGGGAAUCCGUACUGUUUCAGAAGUACUUCUUACCCCAUCUUACCAACUACAAGCAUCCACCUACCAUUCCAUGGAUAGGAUUGCAUCAGGCAGGUUAAUUCAUCUCUGUGGCUAUCACAGACAAUGGAGGAAGAGGACCGCAGUCACACUAUGGAGACAUAAAGCAUCUAGACGUUCAUUGAUGUACUGAGACUCAGAGCCUGAGGCUGAAACCGUUCCAGCUUGUAUCUUGUCCAAGUCCUGACUCUGUGUAGCUUCACUCUCUCUCAUCAGACAAUGGAUUCCAGCAUAUCCUAGUGACAGGUCAAAAGACACCAAGAUGAAUGUGUCCUGGCAGGAGGAGUUCAAUGCCUCUGUGUCAGGUGAGCCAGAAUCCUGUGCCAUCUUGAGAAACCCCAGCUCACGUAUCGCCCUCUACACCUUCCUCUUAGCUGGCAUCGUCUGCACAGUGGUGGGCAACUUUCUGGUGGUCCUGGCCAUUGCGUAUUUCAAGCAGCUCCAGUCUCCCACCAACUGUUUUGUGAUGUCACUGGCGGUGGCGGACUUCCUUGUGGGGCUGCUGGUGAUGCCCUCCAGCAUGGUCCGCACAGUGGAGGGCUGCUGGCACUUCGGCGCCACCUUCUGCCAGCUGCACUCCAGCCUGGACGUCAUGCUGUGCACCGCCUCCAUCUUCCACCUCAGCUGCAUCGCCUUCGACCGCUACUACGCCGUGUGCAACCCGCUGGUCUACUCCUCCAAGAUGUCUCCUGGCCGCGUGGUCCUGCUCAUCGUGGUGUGCUGGGCUGUGCCGCUGCUCAUCUCCUUCGGGCCCAUCCUCCUGGGCCUCCACAAGGCCGGGGUGGCCAUCCCGCUGCCCGAGAACGUGUGCGUGUUCCUGGUGAACCGCGUCUACGCCGUCAUGGCCUCUAUGGUGGCCUUCUACUUCCCCAUGGCCAUCAUGCUGGUGGCCUACUGGAAGAUCUACAAGGCGGCCAAGCGGCAGGCCAUGCAGAUCAGCGCCAUGGAGUCGCAGAUGGCCGCCGGGGUGGGCAGGGACUCUAGUAAGAAGCAGCGGCACCGCAACUCCCUGAGGCGGGAGCGGAAGGCAGCCAAGACUCUGGGCAUCAUCAUGGGCGUCUUCCUGGUCUUCUGGCUGCCCUUUUUCACCCUCAACAUCGUGGAUCCUUUCAUAGACUACAGCACGGCAGGGGUGGUGUGGGACGUGCUCCUGUGGCUGGGCUAUGUGAACUCCUCCCUGAACCCAUUUCUGUACGGGCUCUUCAACAGGUCCUUCCGCAGGGCCUUCUUCAUGAUCAUGGGCUGCAGGAUCUGUCUGCCUGGAUCCAACCCCAGUAUGGACCUCUCCCUCUCGAAAAAAGACGGGAAUGACCAUCAGUAGAUACAGCCACUAUCAAGGCAACACUGUUAUUGACAUGAAUCUUAUGAAGGAUGUGUCCUUGCCACUUUUGUCAGUUACAUGUUGUGACAGACUUUUGUGGAAUGGUAAUGUUUAGGUUUCAAGGUCACAAUAGUUUUUCUACUCUAAGGUAAAGGUGGUGUGUCCUGCACAAAUGGAUUUUUUUAUCAAAAGUAACAAGCAAUGUUAUUAGCCUAAACCCGUUUUUCUGAACAACUGUGGUUAGAAAAUGAAUUUGUCUUCCUAAACCUCCAAACAGUCUGGUUUGAAGCAGUGCAAGAAAUUAAAUGUGCUCAUUUGGUGGUGGUCUUCAUGUCUAAAUGCAUGGUCUCUUGCUUCCUGUUUGUGUUCUCUGUGCAAAUAAAACAAAUGCUAAUAUGUUUUUUUAAUUUAAGUAAAACAUUUAAGUCUUAAUGUUCCCAUAAAAAAACUGCAUUGGCUUCUGACUGGUUUGAGUGCCAUCUGUGUGAUCCCCUGUGCUCAUGGCACAACAGCCCUGCUUUGGACAUGUUAUAAAUAUGACUGGUAUGGAAUUGCACUUCACUUGUUUUCACCACCCAACAUUAGUAUGCAAUGUUUAUCAGAUUUAUGUGUCUGACUACAUUUUGGUGGCAAAAACAGACACUUGACACUAACUAUACAAUUUCACAGUAAAUUGCAUUUCCCCAUUCUCCUUAUCUGCUGUACAUAAAUAAUUAGUAAAUAACAGUAAAUGUAAAUGGAAAAUUUGUUUAACUUUGUUCAACUUUGUUUCUUUGGCAACCCUAUAUUGCCAUAUGCCUUUGUCUACAGUAUAUAUUGCACUGUGAUGUUAAUAAUAAUAUAUAAAUACAAUGUGAUGUGCAAUUUUUUGUGAAGGUUUUGUGGUUGUGAAAUUAAUAGGAUAAGCAUGGCCAGGAGAACAGGCAUGUUGCUGAGCAAAUAAGUCUAUUCUAAUCUUGACUCGGGUUUAGGACAAGAACAAUAAGGUUUAGAACUCGGACUUACUUGUUCCUUGACUUCUGACUUAAUCAUCAGGACCUCAGACUUGUUGCUUGCCAAAAAAAUAUACCAGUUCUUUCAUCAGCUUUUUUUGCCAUGGACAUAGUAAUUGAAUCCUUACACUGUGAAAGUGUGAGGACAUAAAAGCAAUUACAGUACAUACAUAGCUAACAAACUUCAUAUACAUGUCUGUUGGUGA
Alosa alosa (allis shad) is the source of this 4213-nucleotide messenger RNA. Its product is annotated as 5-hydroxytryptamine receptor 4. Gene Ontology annotation, biological process: adenylate cyclase-activating adrenergic receptor signaling pathway. Bases 1957 to 3015 code for a protein of 352 amino acids. Gene Ontology annotation, cellular component: membrane. NCBI's taxonomy places the organism in Eukaryota, Metazoa, Chordata, Actinopteri, Clupeiformes, Clupeidae. The record is from RefSeq and is a predicted model, not a curated record. The transcript is spliced from 4 exons. Gene Ontology annotation, molecular function: G protein-coupled receptor activity.